AUGGGCUCAUCUGCAGGACUGGAAGGGGGAAAGAGAGGGGGAGUGAAAGCUGCGCCGGCGGGUUGUGGUGGUGGUGGAGCAGGCGAGGUGGCACGUGUGCUUCCUGAGACUACACAUGAGGAGCGAGGAGGGCACACUACACAUGAGGAGCGAGGAGGGCACACUACACAUGAGGAGCGAGGAGGGCACACUACACAUGAGGAGCGAGGAGGGCACACUACACAUGAGGAGCGAGGAGGGCACACUACACAUGAGGAGCGAGGAGGGCACACUACACAUGAGGAGCGAGGAGGGCACACUACACAUGAGGAGCGAGGAGGGCACACUACACAUGAGGAGCGAGGAGGGCACACUACACAUGAGGAGCGAGGAGGGCACACUACACAUGAGGAGCGAGGAGGGCACACUACACAUGAGGAGCGAGGAGGGCACACUACACAUGAGGAGCGAGGAGGGCACACUACACAUGAGGAGCGAGGAGGGCACACUACACAUGAGGAGCGAGGAGGGCACACUACACAUGAGGAGCGAGGAGGGCACACUACACAUGAGGAGCGAGGAGGGCACACUACACAUGAGGAGCGAGGAGGGCACACUACACAUGAGGAGCGAGGAGGGCACACUACACAUGAGGAGCGAGGAGGGCACACUACACAUGAGGAGCGAGGAGGGCACACUACACAUGAGGAGCGAGGAGGGCACACUACACAUGAGGAGCGAGAAGGGCACACUACACAUGAGGAGCGAGGAGGGCACACUACACAUGAGGAGCGAGGAGGGCACACUACACAUGAGGAGCGAGAAGGGCACACUACACAUGAGGAGCGAGGAGGGCACACUACACAUGAGGAGCGAGGAGGGCACACUACACAUGAGGAGCGAGGAGGGCACACUACACAUGAGGAGCGAGGAGGGCACACUACACAUGAGGAGCGAGGAGGGCACACUACACAUGAGGAGCGAGGAGGGCACACUAAACAUGAGGAGCGAGGAGGGCACACUACACAUGAGGAGCGAGGAGGGCACACUACACAUGAGGAGCGAGGAGGGCACACUACACAUGAGGAGCGAGGAGGGCACACUACACAUGAGGAGCGAGGAGGGCACACUACACAUGAGGAGCGAGGAGGGCACACUACACAUGAGGAGCGAGGAGGGCACACUACACAUGAGGAGCGAGGAGGGCACACUACACAUGAGGAGCGAGGAGGGCACACUACACAUGAGGAGCGAGGAGGGCACACUACACAUGAGGAGCGAGGAGGGCACACUACACAUGAGGAGCGAGGAGGGCACACUACACAUGAGGAGCGAGGAGGGCACACUACACAUGAGGAGCGAGGAGGGCACACUACACAUGAGGAGCGAGGAGGGCACACUACACAUGAGGAGCGAGGAGGGCACACUACACAUGAGGAGCGAGAAGGGCACACUACACAUGAGGAGCGAGGAGGGCACACUACACAUGAGGAGCGAGGAGGGCACACUACACAUGAGGAGCGAGGAGGGCACACUACACAUGAGGAGCGAGGAGGGCACACUACACAUGAGGAGCGAGGAGGGCACACUACACAUGAGGAGCGAGGAGGGCACACUACACAUGAGGAGCGAGGAGGGCACACUACACAUGAGGAGCGAGGAGGGCACACUACACAUGAGGAGCGAGGAGGGCACACUACACAUGAGGAGCGAGGAGGGCACACUACACAUGAGGAGCAAGGAGGGCACACUACACAUGAGGAGCGAGGAGGGCACACUACACAUGAGGAGCGAGGAGGGCACACUACACAUGAGGAGCGAGGAGGGCACACUACACAUGAGGAGCGAGGAGGGCACACUACACAUGAGGAGCGAGGAGGGCACACUACACAUGAGGAGCGAGGAGGGCACACUACACAUGAGGAGCGAGGAGGGCACACUACACAUGAGGAGCGAGAAGGGCACACUACACAUGAGGAGCGAGGAGGGCACACUACACAUGAGGAGCGAGGAGGGCACACUACACAUGAGGAGCGAGGAGGGCACACUACACAUGAGGAGCGAGGAGGGCACACUACACAUGAGGAGCGAGGAGGGCACACUACACAUGAGGAGCGAGGAGGGCACACUACACAUGAGGAGCGAGGAGGGCACACUACACAUGAGGAGCGAGGAGGGCACACUACACAUGAGGAGCGAGGAGGGCACACUACACAUGAGGAGCGAGGAGGGCACACUACACAUGAGGAGCGAGGAGGGCACACUACACAUGAGGAGCGAGGAGGGCACACUACACAUGAGGAGCGAGGAGGGCACACUACACAUGAGGAGCGAGGAGGGCACACUACACAUGAGGAGCGAGAAGGGCACACUACACAUGAGGAGCGAGGAGGGCACACUACACAUGAGGAGCGAGGAGGGCACACUACACAUGAGGAGCGAGGAGGGCACACUACACAUGAGGAGCGAGGAGGGCACACUACACAUGAGGAGCGAGGAGGGCACACUACACAUGAGGAGCGAGGAGGGCACACUACACAUGAGGAGCGAGGAGGGCACACUACACAUGAGGAGCGAGGAGGGCACACUACACAUGAGGAGCGAGGAGGGCACACUACACAUGAGGAGCGAGGAGGGCACACUACACAUGAGGAGCAAGGAGGGCACACUACACAUGAGGAGCGAGGAGGGCACACUACACAUGAGGAGCGAGGAGGGCACACUACACAUGAGGAGCGAGGAGGGCACACUACACAUGAGGAGCGAGGAGGGCACACUACACAUGAGGAGCGAGGAGGGCACACUACACAUGAGGAGCGAGGAGGGCACACUACACAUGAGGAGCGAGGAGGGCACACUACACAUGAGGAGCGAGGAGGGCACACUAAACAUGAGGAGCGAGGAGGGCACACUACACAUGAGGAGCGAGGAGGGCACACUACACAUGAGGAGCGAGGAGGGCACACUACACAUGAGGAGCGAGGAGGGCACACUACACAUGAGGAGCGAGGAGGGCACACUACACAUGAGGAGCGAGGAGGGCACACUACACAUGAGGAGCGAGGAGGGCACACUACACAUGAGGAGCGAGAAGGGCACACUACACAUGAGGAGCGAGGAGGGCACACUACACAUGAGGAGCGAGGAGGGCACACUACACAUGAGGAGCGAGAAGGGCACACUACACAUGAGGAGCGAGGAGGGCACACUACACAUGAGGAGCGAGGAGGGCACACUACACAUGAGGAGCGAGGAGGGCACACUACACAUGAGGAGCGAGGAGGGCACACUACACAUGAGGAGCGAGGAGGGCACACUACACAUGAGGAGCGAGGAGGGCACACUAACAUGAGGAGCGAGGAGGGCACACUACACAUGAGGAGCGAGGAGGGCACACUACACAUGAGGAGCGAGGAGGGCACACUACACAUGAGGAGCGAGGAGGGCACACUACACAUGAGGAGCGAGGAGGGCACACUACACAUGAGGAGCGAGGAGGGCACACUACACAUGAGGAGCGAGGAGGGCACACUACACAUGAGGAGCGAGGAGGGCACACUACACAUGAGGAGCGAGGAGGGCACACUACACAUGAGGAGCGAGGAGGGCACACUACACAUGAGGAGCGAGGAGGGCACACUACACAUGAGGAGCGAGGAGGGCACACUACACAUGAGGAGCGAGGAGGGCACACUACACAUGAGGAGCGAGGAGGGCACACUACACAUGAGGAGCGAGGAGGGCACACUACACAUGAGGAGCGAGGAGGGCACACUACACAUGAGGAGCGAGAAGGGCACACUACACAUGAGGAGCGAGGAGGGCACACUACACAUGAGGAGCGAGGAGGGCACACUACACAUGAGGAGCGAGGAGGGCACACUACACAUGAGGAGCGAGGAGGGCACACUACACAUGAGGAGCGAGGAGGGCACACUACACAUGAGGAGCGAGGAGGGCACACUACACAUGAGGAGCGAGGAGGGCACACUACACAUGAGGAGCGAGGAGGGCACACUACACAUGAGGAGCGAGGAGGGCACACUACACAUGAGGAGCGAGAGGGCACACUACACAUGA
Closterium sp. Yama58-4 is the source of this 4059-nucleotide messenger RNA. The record is from the annotation of a GenBank genome assembly. NCBI's taxonomy places the organism in Eukaryota, Viridiplantae, Streptophyta, Zygnematophyceae, Desmidiales, Closteriaceae.